AUGCUGGCGUCAUUACGAGCCUUUCCAUUGGCAAGGCGAUCACUGCUGAGCUCUGCCGGGUCUAUUACGUACCAGCAGUCUCCGAGGAUUCGAGCAUUACGGUCGACACCGGCAGUCUCCAGCUCACGUUCGAGGACCUUCGCCUCCAACGGCACCGACUCUGAUUCAUCGGCAAAAGCUACUGGUAGCCCCGACCUGAAGCCGUACUUUGCCACAACACCAAUCUUCUAUGCCAACGCAGAUCCGCACAUCGGGCACCUUUAUUCCGACAUCAUCGCCGACGUUCUUGCUCGAUAUCAUGGCUACAUGCGAUCCGGGUACUCUGCCUACUCUCGCACGGGAGAGCCCGUCGACCUCGCUUCAAUACCAACAGUAGAGCCAGUGAAGUCUCUAUUAAGCACAGGAACAGACGAACAUGGCCUGAAGAUUCAAAAAGUCGCCGAGGCCUCCAACGAAGAUCCUCGAGCGCUCGGCGACCGCAUUUCUCAACGGUUCAAGCAGCUCGCAGACGCAGCCAACAUCAAUUAUAGUCGCUUCAUUCGCACCACUGAUUCGGAACACAAAGCCUCAGUCGAGCAUCUCUGGCGUACGCUGCGGGAGAAAGGCUGGAUCUACCAGGGCAGCCAUGAAGGAUGGUACGCGGUUUCUGAUGAGGCUUUCUACCCAGAAACGCAGGUGCACGAGGUCACAGUAGACGGACAAAAGCAGAUGCAAAGCAUCGAGACAGGAGCAAAAGUUGAGUGGAGUCAGGAAGUGAACUACAAAUUCAAGCUAUCCGCUUUUCAAGAGCCUUUGAUGAAGUGGUUGAAAGACAAUCCUCAGGCUAUCCAGCCAGCACAGAAAUAUGCGGAGGUGUUGCAAGAGAUCGAGUCAGGUUUGAGUGACUUAUCGAUAUCUCGGCCGAGGUCGAGGCUGCAAUGGGGUAUCCCGGUACCUGACGAUCCGGAGCAUACCAUCUACGUCUGGGUAGACGCUCUCACCAAUUACCUCACUGUUGCCGGCUAUCCGGGCUGGGUAACAGACCCUUCUUCUGUUGCAAAAUCGACAAACGCAUGGCCAGCAGACGUCCACGUUGUCGGCAAAGACAUUCUUCGAUUCCACGCCAUCUACUGGCCCGCCCUUCUCCUCGCCGCUGGCCUACCCCCACCGAAAACGGUCCUGGCUCACUCGCACUGGACAAUGAACAAAGCCAAGAUGUCCAAGUCUUGUGGCAACGUUGCAAACCCAUUCGAAGCUAUCUCUCAGUUUGGACUGGACCCGUUGCGUUUCUUCCUCAUGCGAGUAGGUGGUAACUUUGGCUCUGACUCGGAUUACAAUCCGGAAGUGCUGGUGGAGUAUCAAAGGAAGUACCUGCAUGGACAGCUGGGUAACCUUGUAUCUAGGAUAUGUGCUCCGAAGAUUCACGCCCGGUUGUCCGACUUUCCCCGUGAUGAGGAGACACAGGUUUUGAAACGACCCAGUAGGAAGGAAGUAACAGCGCAUCUGGUGAAGACGCUACCGGACAGUGACACAAACAAGAUGUGCCAGAAAUUGGAGUACGAUCUCAUUAAUUUGCCAGGGACGGUGGAUGCUCUGAUGCAACAAUUUGAAGUAGCAAAAGCCCUUGAGGUGAUCCUAGAGACUGUCAUUGGAGGUACGAACAAAGUCUUGCAGCGGUUGAAACCUUGGGCGCCGUCCACUCAUCCAAUCGUCGCACUCGAAAGCGUGGUCCUUGUGACCGAGAGUCUGCGCAUCUCAGCAUUGCUGUUGCAGCCGUUCAUGCCGGAUAAGAUGAACACUUUGCUGGAUACGCUAAAGAUUCCUGCGUCGAAGAGGACUCAUCCAAAGGACCUGGUGGUGACGGACGAGGAAGGGAGGUUGGUCUCGCAUGCUGUACAGAGGUUGGAGGGUGAGGAUAAGCCUGAACCGCUGUUCCCUAGAAUUGAUGUACUGGAGCCUAAAAUUGAUGUACUGGAGCCCAAAAUGGAUGUACUGGAGCCUAAAAUUGAUGUACUGGAGCCUAAAAUUGAUGUACUGGAGCCUAAAAUUGAUGUACUGGAGUCGUAA
Ustilago hordei is the source of this 2046-nucleotide messenger RNA. Its product is annotated as putative METHIONYL-TRNA SYNTHETASE, mitochondrial. Gene Ontology annotation, molecular function: ATP binding; methionine-tRNA ligase activity. The coding region runs from base 1 to 2046 and encodes 681 amino acids. The record is from RefSeq and is a predicted model, not a curated record. NCBI's taxonomy places the organism in Eukaryota, Fungi, Basidiomycota, Ustilaginomycetes, Ustilaginales, Ustilaginaceae. Gene Ontology annotation, biological process: methionyl-tRNA aminoacylation. The transcript has a single exon.